This is a messenger RNA of Colletotrichum godetiae, 1479 nucleotides long. RefSeq names its product general substrate transporter. Lineage: Eukaryota; Fungi; Ascomycota; Sordariomycetes; Glomerellales; Glomerellaceae. Gene Ontology annotation, molecular function: carbohydrate:proton symporter activity. Gene Ontology annotation, cellular component: membrane. Gene Ontology annotation, biological process: carbohydrate transport; transmembrane transport. The record is from RefSeq and is a predicted model, not a curated record. The coding region runs from base 1 to 1479 and encodes 492 amino acids. The transcript is spliced from 9 exons.
AUGACACCUGAUUCUUCCGCUUGGCUGAGCAAGCCUUUGUUGACGUCGAUCCUCCUUGGCAUAGGAGGCUUUCUCUAUGGGUAUGAUUCGGGAAUAAUUACACCAAGUUUGGCACUCAAGUCAUUUCUCACUUAUUUCGGAAACCCUGAUGCUCCCCUUCGAGGUGCUAUCGUUUCCGUAUAUCAAGCUGGAGCAUGGCUUGGGAGUGCAUCUGUUGGUGUUACUAGCGACAAGUUUGGCCGCCGUAAAGCUAUUGCUUUUGGCUGCAUUUGGGGCGUCAUCGGCGGUGCUCUGAUGGCGGGUGCUGCCCACGUCGCAAUGCUCAUUAUGGGCCGACUACUAGUUGGCUUUGCAGUCGGUACAAUCACUGGCGUAGCUCCAGUCUUUGGAGCAGAGAUCGCUAAGACUCAUGAGAGGGCCAGAAUCACAGCUGUCAACCAGAUGAUGGUCGCUUGGGGCUUCUUCGUCGCUCUCUGGACCGGCGUUGGUGAAGGCAAAUGGCAAAACCCCAAUCAAUGGAGGCUCGGCUUCGCGAUCCAGAGCGUCCCUGCCUUGGUCCUGGGUAUCAGUGUUCUCUUUCUGGGUGAAUCGCCCAGAUGGCUAUGCCUGAAAGGUCGACACGAGGAAGCCGAGAAAGCUUUCCGCAACUACCACUACAACGGAUCCAACGACGACUGGUGCCGUAACGAGUUCACCGUUAUCCAAGUCAACAUCGCAGAGGAGCUGCAGGCCCAGGGUCGGCUCUCCUGGGGCGACCUGUUCAAGACGCCCGCGUUCCGUAAGCGGCUCUUUGUCGGCUCGUUCGUCUGGGCUGCUGCCAUGCUUUCCGGAAUUUCGUUUGUUCAGUAUUAUCAGACGGCCAUCUACGCUACACUGCAGUUCAGCCAAGAUCAACAACUUCUCGUUAGUGGUCUUUAUGGUUCUGUGGCACCCGUGGCCUGUCUCAUCUCGUUGUUCUUUGUCGAUCGCAUCGGCCGCAAGAAGAUUCUCAUCAUGAGCUCGUCUCUGUUGUCACUUUGUUACUUGAUCAUCACCAUCUUAGCAGCAGUAUACCCUGCAAGACCCGGAUUUCCGACUAACGAGGCGGCUCAGCGCGGCCUUAUUGCAUGCAUUUUCGCUGUUUCGGCCAACUAUUCCGCGCUCCUGGGGCCUAUGACAUGGAUUAUUCCACCCGAAGUAUUCACUACGGAGCUACGAGCCAAAGCAAACGCCAUAGUCCAGGUCAUUCAUUACUCCAUUAGUCUCAUCAUUACGCAGUGUUCACCAAUCGCGCUGGCUGUGGUUGGGUGGAAGUAUUAUAUAUUAUUCAUCAUAUCCAACGCUUUCUGUGCUAUCGUCUUUGCGUUCUUCUAUCCCGAGACCAGAGGAAAAUCAUUGGAAGAAAUCGACGAGAUCUUUGGCGAAGUCAAAAUCGUGCGUGAUAUUGAUUUUGCCGAGAAAACUGGAGUUCAAGAAGUCGAAAUUCGUCAGCGCAAAUGA